Messenger RNA from Rhincodon typus (whale shark), 1993 nucleotides. Its product is annotated as EH domain-binding protein 1-like. The record is from RefSeq and is a predicted model, not a curated record. Bases 402 to 1658 code for a protein of 418 amino acids. NCBI's taxonomy places the organism in Eukaryota, Metazoa, Chordata, Chondrichthyes, Orectolobiformes, Rhincodontidae. The transcript has 11 exons.
CGGUCCCCGGUCCCUUGCGCUCUGAGGAUGGAGACGACGCCGAGAGCUGUGCUCGGUGUUUGAGGCCGUGCUCUCAUUCUCCGAGUAACUGGCCAAGGAGAGCGAGUUUCACAAAGUCGCAAUCGUUUCCAGGCCUGAUGAUUCAACGUCAUUUAAACCCAAGAGGAAUGACUAGUUGAAUUGACAGCAACUUCCUGCCACAGUCAUGCAGGUUACUGGAGUACUUGGCAAACCACAUUGGAAUCUGUCAUCCUGUUUGUGAUUUUUUUUCAAUGAACGUUGUGGAAGAAAUGUUAUCGCUCUUAAAGGAUCUACACUUGUAUGUCUAAAUUAUAAACUUGGAAAAUUGAAGUUGUGUUUUAUACCUGAACUCAUCUGUCCAAAACCAAGUUAUAAUAAUCAUGGCUUCAGUUUGGAAACGGCUGCAACGUGUGGGAAAGCAUGCAUCCAAGUUCCAAUUCGUGGCUUCGUACCAAGAAUUAAUGGUAGAGUGCACAAAGAAAUGGCAACCUGACAAACUUGUAGUGGUUUGGACAAGAAGAAGCAGACGGAAAUCUUCCAAGGCUCAUAGCUGGCAACCAGGAAUUAAAAAUCCAUAUCGAGGAGUGGUGGUUUGGCCUGUUCCUGAAAACAUUGAAAUCACUGUGACACUUUUCAAGGAUCCACAUGCUGAGGAAUUUGAAGACAAAGAAUGGACUUUUGUUAUAGAAAACGAAUCACCUUCUGGUCGUAGAAAAGCUCUUGCCACCAGUAGUAUUAACAUGAAGCAGUAUGCGAGCCCCAUGCCUACUCAAACUGAUGUAAAGCUGAAAUUCAAGCCAUUGUCUAAAAAAAUUGUUGCUGCCACACUGCAGUUUUCUUUAUCGUGCAUUUUCUUGAGAGAAGGCAAAGCAACGGAUGAGGAUAUGCAAAGUCUGGCUAGUCUGAUGAGUAUGAAACAAGCUGAUAUUGGAAACUUGGAUGACUUUGAGGAAGAAAAUGAGGAAGAUGAUGAAAACCGAGUGAAUCAAGAGGAGAAGUCAGCAAAAAUUACAGAACUUAUCAAUAAACUCAACAUUUUGGAAGAAGAGGAGGAACCCCUUAACACAAGACAUGAUCCGUUUAGAGAGCUUGAUACUCAUGCAUUGAAUCCUUUUGGAGACCCAGAUGAUGAUCCUGAUUUAGAAGAGAGGAAUGUUGGAACAAUGUCAGCCAAAAGACCAGAAGAAUCUUUCUACGAUAAUGAUCCUAACAAUCCUUUUAAUGAACAGUAUGAGAAUUCUCUCAAUCCCUUUGAUGUAUGUGAUUCUCAACCUCACAGGAUUAUUGAAAAUAGGAUAGAAGCAAUAGAACCACCUAAACCAACGAAGAGACAGAAUGUCAAACCUGUGGACAUGAGCAAGUACCUCUAUGCCGAUACAACCAAAACAGAGGAGGAAGAAUUAGAUGAAUCUAAUCCAUUCUAUGAGCCGAAGGCUGUACAUUCUACAAAGUAUCAAACCACAUUAGUGACAGCUUCAGUACAGCAGCCUGACACAGAAAAAAAGACAAAGAGGAGAGCACCAUCACCUCCAGCACCUGACAAUACAUCCACACCAAAGUCAGAAACUGUAAAGGUGUACAUCAAACCAGCUGCUGUGAUGGAUAUAUCCUCAUCACCAAAGAUGACCUUUGUAUGAAUAAAGGUAAACAGGAUUAUGACAGCCAUUUUCAACAAUGGAGAGAGCAACAAAUGUAACUGACUUUGAGCGUGGAAAUUUUUUUGAUGCCACAUAGCCUGGAGGCAGCGCUGUCAAUGUGUCUAAAGUGACAAGGAAGAUCGAAACAAGCAUUUAAAAAUACUAAAUGCAUUAAAGAAAAGAGCACAUCAUACAAAGUAAAGGAGGGGGCAUGCACUUUUGAUGUGGUGUGAAGAAUAGGCAUGCGUCCUUAAUAACUGUCCACAAAAGCUUUAGUUAGCCUCAGGGCGUCUAGUUUGUAUUUAUGUAACAUUAAAAUAAUUAUGAAGAAAUGA